CCCCCCCCCCCCAGCCUCUCACUCUCUCGCUCUCUUUCUGUCUCUUCCUCGCUCCCUCUCUUUCUCUCCUCCCUCUGCCUUCCCAGUGCAUAAAGUCUCUGUCGCUCCCGGAACUUGUUGGCAAUGCCUAUUUUUCAGCUUUCCCCCGCGUUCUCUAAACUAACUAUUUAAAGGUCUGCGGUCGCAAAUGGUUUGACUAAACGUAGGAUGGGACUUAAGUUGAACGGCAGAUAUAUUUCACUGAUCCUCGCGGUGCAAAUAGCUUACCUGGUGCAGGCCGUGAGAGCUGCAGGCAAGUGCGAUGCAGUCUUUAAGGGCUUUUCAGACUGUUUGCUCAAGCUGGGGGACAGCAUGGCCAACUACCCGCAGGGCCUGGACGACAAGACGAACAUCAAGACCGUGUGCACAUACUGGGAGGAUUUCCACAGCUGCACGGUCACAGCUCUUACGGAUUGCCAGGAAGGGGCGAAAGAUAUGUGGGAUAAACUGAGAAAAGAAUCGAAAAACCUCAACAUCCAAGGCAGCUUAUUCGAACUCUGCGGCAGCGGCAAUGGGGCGGCGGGGUCCCUGCUCCCGGCGCUUUCCGUGCUCCUGGCGUCUCUCUCGGCAGCUUUAGCGACCUGGCUUUCCUUCUGAGCGCGGGACCAGGUCCCCCUACCCCCACCCCCGGCGCACCCACCCACACUCACUUCAUGCUCCCGGAAAUCGAGAGGAAGAGCCGUUCGUUCUCUGAGGACGUUUGUGAUUCUCUGUGAUGUUGAAAACACUCAUAUGGGAUUGUGGGAAAUCCUGUUUCUCUUUUUUAUUUCGUUUGAGUCCUUGUAUUUUAUUUACCAAAUGUUACCGAUCAGUGAGCGAGCAAGCACAGCCAAAACCGGACCUCAGCUUUAGUCCGUCUUCACACACACAAAAAAAGAAAACGGCAAACUCACCCCCAUUUUUAAUUUUUUUUUUAUUUUUUAUUUUGGCAAAAGAAUCUCAGGAAUGGCCCUGGGCCACCUACUAUAUUAAUCAUGUUGAUAACAUGAAAAAUGAUGGGCUCCUCCUAAUAGGAAAGCGAGGAGAGGAGAAGGCCAGGGGAAUGAAUUCAGGAGUGGUGUCCACGUGGGAAGCAUCUGGUGAAUACUCACACUCACGUCUUUCUUCCACAGUACCUUGUUUUGAUCAUUUCCACUGCACAUUUCUCCUCCAGGAAAGCGAAAACACACAGUGUGGGCUUUGCAUUUUAAGGGCAAGACAGAUAAAAA
This is a messenger RNA of Phodopus roborovskii (desert hamster), 1247 nucleotides long. RefSeq names its product neuritin 1 (gene Nrn1). The record is from RefSeq and is a predicted model, not a curated record. Gene Ontology annotation, biological process: neuron projection extension; nervous system development. Bases 208 to 636 code for a protein of 142 amino acids. The transcript is spliced from 3 exons. NCBI's taxonomy places the organism in Eukaryota, Metazoa, Chordata, Mammalia, Rodentia, Cricetidae. Gene Ontology annotation, cellular component: plasma membrane.